AUGUCGUCGCGCUUGGGUUUCCGAUUCCUUAACAACACACGCUUUGCCUUCCGCAAUGGCUCUGGUCCUUUCCGCCGGCAGGCCGGCCAGGGCUUCCGCUUCCAGAGCUCCGAGGCCGGAGCUGGAGAGCAGCAGAGCACCUUCCAGCGCAUGUGGAACAGCCCUGUUGGUGUGAAGACUGUACACUUCUGGGCCCCUGUGAUGAAGUGGGCUCUGGUCAUCGCCGGUAUCUCCGACUUCCAGCGUCCCGCCGAGAAGCUCUCCCUUACCCAGAACGCGGCCCUGAUGGGUACCGGUGCCAUCUGGACUCGCUGGUGCUUGAUCAUCAAGCCCCGUAACGUCCUCCUUGCCGCCGUCAACUUCUUCCUCGGAUGCGUUGGUGUUGUUCAGGUCUCCCGUAUCUAUAUGUACCGCAAGAGCCUCGAGGAGUCCCCCGUGGAGGCCGCUAAGGAUCUCGAGAAGGAGGUUGUUGACUCUGCCAAGGGUGUUGUCACUGCUACCGAGGACGCCGUGAAGACUGCCGUUGAGAAGAAAUAG
Messenger RNA from Penicillium angulare, 537 nucleotides. Its product is annotated as mitochondrial pyruvate carrier family protein. Gene Ontology annotation, biological process: pyruvate import into mitochondria. The coding region runs from base 1 to 537 and encodes 178 amino acids. The transcript is spliced from 4 exons. Gene Ontology annotation, cellular component: mitochondrial inner membrane. The record is from RefSeq and is a predicted model, not a curated record. NCBI's taxonomy places the organism in Eukaryota, Fungi, Ascomycota, Eurotiomycetes, Eurotiales, Aspergillaceae. Gene Ontology annotation, molecular function: pyruvate transmembrane transporter activity.